Gavialis gangeticus (Gharial) is the source of this 857-nucleotide messenger RNA. Its product is annotated as glutathione S-transferase Mu 1-like. Lineage: Eukaryota; Metazoa; Chordata; Crocodylia; Gavialidae. Gene Ontology annotation, molecular function: glutathione transferase activity. Bases 1 to 663 code for a protein of 220 amino acids. The record is from RefSeq and is a predicted model, not a curated record. Gene Ontology annotation, biological process: glutathione metabolic process. The transcript has 8 exons.
AUGGGUGUCAUCCUAGGCUACUGGGACAUCCGUGGGCUGGCCCACUCCAUCCGAAUGUUGCUGGAGUACACGGGCACCCCAUACGAGGACAAGCAGUACAGCUGCGGAGAAGGUCCUGAAUAUGACACAAGCCAGUGGACUAACGAGAAGCAGAACCUGGGGCUGGAUUUCCCAAAUCUGCCCUAUCUCAUUGAUGGCAAGACCAAGCUCACGCAGAGCAAUGCCAUCCUCCGCUACAUCGCCCGCAAGCACAACAUGUGUGGUGAGAGAGAGGAGGAGAUGAUCAGAGUGGACAUGGUGGAGAACCAAGUGAUGGAUUUCCGCAUGGGUUUUGCAAAGAUCUGCUACAGCCCUGACUUUGAGAAACUGAAGCCGGAGUACUUGGAGCAACUGCCUGGGAAGCUGAAGCUGUUCUCCCAGUUUCUGGGGGACAGGAAGUGGUUUGCUGGGGAGAAGCUCACCUAUGUUGAUUUCCUCAUGUAUGAUGUGCUGGAUCAGCACCGCAUGUUUGAGCCCAAGUGCCUGGACCAGUUGAAGAACCUGAAGAGCUUUCUUGAUCGCUUUGAGGCCCUGGAGAAGAUUGCUGCCUACAUGCAUUCUGGCCGCUACAUGAAGACCCCCAUUUUCUGGAGAAUCGCCCAGUGGUGCAGCAAAAAGGAGUAGGAUCACCUUGAGUCCAGCAGGCUCUAAAGAGCCCCCUUGACACAAGUGGGCAUCCGAGAAGAGCGCUGUGAUCUCAGGAAUCGCUCUGCCCUGCACAACGUUGCUGAGCAGUGAAUCAGUCAUAGCCAAAAGCUGUGAGCCCCAUCUGUAUGCAAUUUCCCAUGCUGUUGGCUAAUGAAAGUAGUUUGAUGAUU